Neurospora hispaniola is the source of this 654-nucleotide messenger RNA. RefSeq lists its product as uncharacterized. The transcript has 2 exons. Lineage: Eukaryota; Fungi; Ascomycota; Sordariomycetes; Sordariales; Sordariaceae. The record is from RefSeq and is a predicted model, not a curated record. The coding region runs from base 1 to 654 and encodes 217 amino acids.
AUGGCCAACGAACAAAGCAUGCCUCUUCCACUAGUGGACGAGCGCAACAGGAAGAUGCUUGAUGCGAUCCACAACGCUCCUUGCAUGAGCCUCCAAAUCGUACUGUUCUCUCUCUACGCCGAGGGUGAUGACAAUCUGAAGACGCGCAUUGAGGAUCUAGUCCACGACUACACUCUCACCCUUCACAACUUGGACGCCGGAAUCGCAACACCUGCCAGCGAGCUGAGAACGGAGCCAGCCACAGAAGUUCCACUUGCGACCGAGGAACCAGUUGAUAACACAAUCUAUUGUCCUGUUUGCGAUGAUUACUUUGAUCCGGACGACGAGGACGACCUGUGUUUCCAUCAUCCUGCAAGUGCUGACUCGUGGCGUCGGUCGGUGACUGGAACAGGCAAGAGGAUCGCCAUCCCCGGCUUUGACAGCGUGGCGUACGAAAAGGACGUUUGUCCCGAAGCGUACCAAAUCAAGGUAGAGGAAGGCUUGGACACGGAGGAGAACCGCUUGGUGCCGCUUUGGGCAAGCACCUGGGACUGUUGUGGAGGGGUAGGUGCUUCGAGGGGGUGUGUUCAGGGUGUCCAUGUGGAGUACGUGGAGGGUAUGGAGGAUUGGGACGACAGUGAUAGUAGCUCUAGUGACGAGAGCGAUUCGGACUGA